CUUUAAGGCACUUAAAAUCUGUUUGUUCUGCUCAUAGGUAUCGGUUGCCAAUAGCCUGCAGCGCUCUGCUCAUCCUCUGAAUGCCCUGCAGUAACUCCUCAAUGUCACGGUUUGGGUUCAAGUUUUAUUUUGUAGUUUCAUGUCUCUUGUGUCCCUGGGUAACUUCACUUCCUGCUUUGUCCUGUCUUCCCCUGUGAAUGUCUGCAGUGUCGAUGAUUGUUUCCACCUGUGUCCAAUCACCUGCACCUCCCUGUGUAUUUAAGCCCCUGUCAGUCUCUUGUCUUGUGUCGUGUCAUUUCAUCUUGCAUGUUUUGCAUGUUACGGGUGUCCCGUUGCCAUGCCAUGCCAGUUAAGUCAUAAUAUAUGUUGUUAUUUUUUCAGGUCCUUGCGUUGUCGUUGCUUUUUCCCUCCCCCCUUUUCGCCUUGUUUCCUCGGAGUGAUUUUGAGUUUUCUUUUGAAGUUCGACUAUUAAAGUCUUUUUUGGUUUCCUUGAAACUCCCCAUCUGAGUCCUUCCUUCCUGCCCUCACCUUGACGUGACAGUCAAGAGGCUUUGCAAUGUGAGGACUGUAGAGCAUUUUCCUCAGAAGGUGCCGUCCGCUCUCUUUUAUUUUUUUUUCUAGCUUCUCGCUAUGAAUUCUGGGUAAAAGAAAAGUGUUCUUCCAGGGGUCAAAAGUCUGAGGGAGAGUCCUCAAACAUUCAACGACUUGACCGGUGUAUAUUACUUCUUUUUCUUCCUUCAGUGAUCAGGAUCCAUGGGACUAUAAAGGAUUCCAGUGUGAACAGAUGGAUGUGUCAUUAAUACUUAUAUUUGGUUUUCUAAUGAGUUGUAGUACAACGAUGGUCUUAAAUAGUAUAACAAAUGUAUGGGAUUAGACCCUAUAUACUGUAUAUGUGUGCAUAGCAAUCUGUUCUCUCAAAAUGUUUUCAAAUGCACAAAGAGCAAGUACAGCCCAACUUCAUUACAGAACAUUCUUUUUUACUUUGAUCGUUGCAAUUACCAAAAGAACAAUAUGUCCCCUACUGGUAUAUUCCCUGUGAUGCGUCCUCUGUUCCAUCUGUGUGUUUGUUUGCCUCUUUAUCCUUUGGAUAAUAAUCUCAUUAAUCCCCCCAUGAACAUUGUCAGGCAUUUCUUUUGAUGCAUUAAAGCUAAGAGCUUAGAGGUUGACUAAGUUAAUGGAGGAUGUAUUAGACCACGACCGGAAACCGUCCCGAUUGUGUUCAGAACGACUAGUGUCAUCCAUUAGUCCACUGAAGUUAGGACGAGGUGAGGAAAGGACUAAGGGACAGAUGGGGGGAGUCUGGCUCUCAGUUUCCCUUUCACUUCAACCUCAUAAUGUGGUUUGUGUACGAUGAACCCAUUUGAACGCUGUACAUUUUUUGAAUGAGUCGGAGACAACAGCAAUGAUUGGAAUAUUCUGGAUGCCAUUUUGAAUGGAGUUGUGUACCCAAACCCCAAAAUAAGGCGUGAUACUGUAACUACAGUCCAGUUCUUCGGUCAAGUACGGAACCUCCACCAUGGCCAUCUUGGGCGCUGGCUUUGAUGACCACUCGCUAAGUGGCGACGACAGUUACGACCACCUCUUCACGGACACCGGGGACACCGUGGUCAAAGGCUUGUACUUCCAGCGUGCUCGGCUGCUCUGUGGGCCGCCGGUGACGUGGCGGCGCUUCGACCCCUCGCAGCAGGCUCUCGUCAACGUGGGGGGGAUUCGCUACGCCUUCCCCUGGACCACCCUGGAGGAGUUCCCCGAGAGCCGCCUGAGCCGCCUGCGCCUCUGCACCACCCUGAGGGAGAUAGCCCAGUUCUGCGAUGACUACGACGAGAUGCACAACGAGUUCUUCUUCGACCGCGACCCCUUGGCCUUCCGGGCCAUCCUCAAUUUCCUGGCGAAAGGGAAGUUACGCAUUCUGCAGGAGGUGUGCAACGUGGCCCUGCACUGCGAGCUGCUGUACUGGGGCAUCGACGUGGAGCAGAUGGAGCCGUGCUGCGGCCACCGAGUGAUUCGCGCUGUGGAGGAAGUGGCGGCGCACCAGCGCAAGGAGGACGAGUGGCGCCAGAGGAGGAGGGCGCUGAGGACACCGCUGGCGGGCCGCGGCUUUUUCCACAUGUUCGGAGAAGCGGUGGAGAACCCUCACUCGGGUUGUGCGGGGAAGGUGCUGGCGUUCCUGUCCAUCAUCAUGGUGGUGGUCACCGUCAGCACGCUGUUCAUGGGCACCAUGUCGGACCAGCAACAGGAGGAGGCCAUGGGCGUGUGCUCCCAAAAGUGCCGCAACUUGUUUAUGGUGGAGUCGGUUUGUGUUGCUUGGUUCUCCUUGGAGUUCCUGGUGCGAUUUUUACACGCUGAGAGCAAGCUGGAGUUUGUCCAGGGCCCUCUGAACAUCAUCGACGUCGUCGCCAUCUUGCCCUACUACGUCUCGCUGGUAUUGGACCUCAGAGACGAGUCCGUCGAGGACAUCGUGGCCGGCGGGGGGAAGAGCAGCCUGGAUAAACUGGGUCUGAUCCUGCGUCUGAUGAGGGCUCUGCGCGUCCUCUACGUGAUCAGGCUGGCCCGCCACUCGCUGGGCCUCAAGACCUUGGGGCUGACCAUCCAGCGGAGCAUGACCGACUUCGGCCUGCUGCUGCUCUUUGUGUGCGUCGCCGUGGCCCUCUUCUCUCCCCUGGUGCACUUGGCCGAGAGCGAGUUGGCCCCCAACGCAGCCAAGAUGCCCCAGCUCAGCUUCAGCAGCAUCCCGGCGUCGUACUGGUGGUCCAUCAUCUCGGUGACCACGGUGGGCUACGGCGACAUGGUGCCCCGCAGCAUCCCCGGCCAGCUGGUGGCGCUGGUUAGCAUCUUGUCGGGGAUCCUCAUCCUGUCUUUCCCCUCCACGUCCAUCUUCCACACGUUCAACCGCACCUACAACGAGCUGAAGGAUGAGCACAAGAGGCUGUGGAAGGAGGAGAGGGGGGCGGAGCUCGCCAGCGAGGCCGAGGAAAGCUUGAGAGAAAGAGAAUCUUUUUCGGACAACUGGCCUGAGACGGACUCGUUACCCGUUCUAGAUGAUCCUUUUUACCUUUUCCUGGACGAUAUUAAGGUGCUGGCUAGGAGCAAGUCUCCAGCAGCCUGUUGAGCUUGAAUUUAGUAAUAAACUAAAUGAGUCUGGUGGCUGAUGGGGGGGCAGCACAUUCUCGCAGAUGUGCUUCAACAUGCUGUGUGUAGAGUUUUCCCAGGAGAGUCGGGUCUUUUAUGGUUGGAUGGUAUUGACAAUUUAAACUGGCUGUAAAUGACCCAUGACAUGGUCAUUGACCCAUGACAUGGUCAUUUUCAGGUUCACACUGUAUUUGCAUCUCUACUAGAACACGUUUACAUACUUAAAUGUUAGGAAAUAAAUGUAUUGUUAUGUCUGUUUUAAUAUUUGUAUUCCCUAACCUGCCCUAUAAUCCAAAAAGCCAUGGUCAUCUCAGUCUACGCAGUGAGACCUUUUAAAGGGGACUUAGUAUGCUCUUUUUCAUGUUUGAAAUUUGAGUAUCUACAAGAACGUUGACUUCUCCUUUAUAAAAUGUAUUUGUCUGUGCACAUGCCUGCACCAACAUACAUGUGAAAACUCGGGUGCUGUUUUGAAGGUUGUUUCAAAAUGGUUGCUGAAGUGGGAUAUUUGUUUUUUUUAAAAACGGAUGCUUUCCAUUUAUAUAUAAAUAAAAUGUUAUAACUAUAUUUAUUUCAUUAGUUUCACAGUCCAGCUUUGUUGUCCUUGUUCCUAGAUAGAUUAUAAUUAUCAUUAUAUUUGAUGUGUGACGAGAGAGAUGCAAAUGUGAUUGUGAUUCUGAAUGAAAUAAACUUUGAAGCAGAAAUGAC
Messenger RNA from Pungitius pungitius (ninespine stickleback), 3834 nucleotides. RefSeq names its product potassium voltage-gated channel subfamily G member 2-like. The coding region runs from base 1517 to 3109 and encodes 530 amino acids. Gene Ontology annotation, molecular function: delayed rectifier potassium channel activity. Gene Ontology annotation, biological process: potassium ion transmembrane transport; protein homooligomerization. The transcript has 3 exons. Gene Ontology annotation, cellular component: voltage-gated potassium channel complex; membrane. The record is from RefSeq and is a predicted model, not a curated record. Lineage: Eukaryota; Metazoa; Chordata; Actinopteri; Perciformes; Gasterosteidae.